Molecule: messenger RNA, 1847 nt
Organism: Musa acuminata subsp. malaccensis (wild Malaysian banana)
Lineage: Eukaryota; Viridiplantae; Streptophyta; Magnoliopsida; Zingiberales; Musaceae
Product: probable pectinesterase/pectinesterase inhibitor 51
Biological process (GO): cell wall modification
Molecular function (GO): pectinesterase inhibitor activity; pectinesterase activity
Source: RefSeq, a predicted model, not a curated record
UUCUUUCACAGUGGCCACGGCGUCCUUCCCACUGCGCCGCCCGUGACACUCUCUGUCCCUUUCCCCCUCCGUGGAUCCAUCCAUUGAUAAAGCCAAGCUCCACUAAUGAGGAAAUUCCAGAACACUUCCCCUCCUCGCCCUCGCCUCCUCUUCGUCACCAUGGCUGCACUCCUCUCCCUCCCCCUCCUCCUCCUCUUUCUCAUCCUCCCUUCCUCCGCCCCCUCCUCCCCUCCUCCGCUCCCGCCGGAGAUUGCCCAGGCCUGCGGGGCCACCCGUUUCCCGUCCUCCUGCCACUCUGCCCUCUCCCAGUCCCCCGACCUCCCUUCCAGCCCCUCCGCCCUCCAACUCCUCUCUGCCGCCGUCGCCGCCCCCUCCGAUGCCCUCCCCUCCUCCCGCUCCCAAGCCGAGUCCAUCCUCGCCUCUGCCGAUGCAAACCCUGCUCGCGCCGCCGCCGCCCGCGACUGCCUCGAGCACCUCUCCCUCUCCGACCGCCGCCUGUCUGCCGCUUCCGCCGCCCUCCCCGCUGGCCGCCUCGCCGACGCCCGCGCCUGGGCCGGUGCUGCCCUCCUCUACCAGUACGAUUGCUGGUCGGCCUUCAAGUACGUCAACUCUACCCGCCGCGUCGCCGAUUGCAUGGACUCCCUCCUCGACCUGGCCGCCCUCACCAGCAAUGCCCUCUCCAUGAUCGCCGCCUUUCAGCGCUUCGGUGCUGACAUCUCCCUCUGGGUCCCGCCCCAGACCGAGCGGGACGGCUACUGGGGCGACUCCCCCGCCGUCGCAGCCGGCGGCGGCAGCGGCUCCCUCCGACCCGCCAAUGGUGCCACCACCUUCCCGUCGGACCGGCCUCCAAAUGCUACCGUGUGCAAGACCGGAUCUUGCGACUACCAGAGCGUCCAAGACGCGGUGGCCGCCGCGCCUGAUUUCGCCUCGGAUCGGUUCGUCAUCGUCGUCAAGGCCGGCGUGUACGAGGAGACCGUCCGAGUCCCGUUCGAGAAGACCAAUCUGGUGUUGCUAGGCGAGGGGAUGGGAACCACCGUCAUCACCGGCUCGCAAAACGUUGGCCACAACCAGGACGUGACCACCUACCACUCUGCCACCGUCGGUAUCCUCGGUGACGGCUUCGCAGCCCGAGAUCUCACCUUCGAGAACACCGCCGGCCCUGGCGCCCACCAGGCGGUUGCUUUCCGCUCCGACAGCGAUCAAUCCAUACUCGAAUCGGUGGAGUUCCGUGGGCACCAAGACACCCUGUACGCGCGCUCCCUCCGGCAACUCUACCGUAAAUGCCGCAUCGCCGGCACGGUAGACUUCAUCUUCGGCAACUCCGCGUCGGUGUUCGAUCGGUGCGUCAUCGAGGUGGUCCCACGCGCGGAAGGGCCAAGGAAGGCAGGGAGCAACCCGGUGGCCGCCCACGGACGGACCGACCCUGCCCAGGCGACCGGCUUCGUGUUCAGUGGCUGCGCUAUCAAUGGGAGCGACGACUACUUGGCUGCAUACCAGAGGAAGCCAGGGGCGCACCGGGCGUACCUCGGGCGGCCAUGGAAGGAGUACUCGAGGACGGUGUACGUGAAUUGUUACAUGGGGGAGGUGGUGAUGCCGGAGGGGUGGUUGCCAUGGAGGGAAGAUUUCGCGUUGAGCACGCUGUUCUACGGAGAGUACGGGAGUUCAGGGCCCGGGGCGAAUGCGGCGGCCAGGGUGGGGUGGAGCAGUCAGAUUCCCUCGGAGCAUGUCGGAUUGUACUCUGUGGAAACUUUUAUCCAGGGGGAUGAAUGGGUUCCCUCGGAGCAGUAACAACAGCACAAUGUGGUGGUGUGUUGCGUUCUGAUACUUAAUCUAAAUUGGCUGAAUGA